Molecule: messenger RNA, 3542 nt
Organism: Olea europaea var. sylvestris
Lineage: Eukaryota; Viridiplantae; Streptophyta; Magnoliopsida; Lamiales; Oleaceae
Product: protein SHORTAGE IN CHIASMATA 1
Exons: 5
Coding region: 66-3047 (993 amino acids)
Biological process (GO): reciprocal meiotic recombination; resolution of meiotic recombination intermediates
Source: RefSeq, a predicted model, not a curated record
UCAUAAAUGCAAAAUCCACCCGUUAAAACUUUCGAAAAACACUCACACAUCAAACGUGACUUGCGAUGCGAAACCGAUUCGUCUCCGCCAACUACUUCACCGCCGGCAGCUCUGUUCAGAACUUAGACUUCAUCCGCCUCCCUCUCCCUCACCUCCCGCCGCCAAAUAAUCUCUCAUUCUCCCAAAAUUUUCUUCACUUCUUUCAUGCCAUUCCCGUUUUCAACAUUACUUGCGAAAUCGAAAAGCUUCCAAUCGAUCACGCUCGCUCGAAGUUCUUUUCCGACGUCCUUCCUCAUAUCGUUGAUCAAGUUAAUUUCUCGGAACAUGAGAUCCGUAGUCCUAAAGGAAAUUGUACGGUUUUAAUUGCUGAGGAUGAAACUACACCAGAUCAUGGGGGUAGGAAUAUCAUUGACAUUACACAAUUUGAAAUUCCAGAGAUGGACCUCUCCCUGCUUCAAUCNCUUCAUUUUCAUGAUAUUCACUUUCCCCCUUUUGAAGUGGAUGAGGAAAGUCUGGGUAUUGUCAGAAGUAUACAUACGGAGGAUGUACUUCUAGAUUUUGAAAAUAUUGAACCUCAGCAUUGGACAGAACUAGAUGUAGUAUUGAGUGAUGGCAAAGAACUUUUGAGUUCCAUAGAGUUUGACUUAAUGAAAUAUCUAUCAGAGCAUUGUUUAGCAGUACAGUGCCUUGAAGUUGAGUUGCACAGCUCAAAUUUCUCAUCACAAAUGGACUACUUAAAUAUUUUAGAACAACCACAUUAUGAGGAGUACUCAACAUUCCAUCAAGGGAAAGCAGGUGGUGAUAUAAUUGGAUCAGUGAACCCAUGUCUAUUUGAAGAAUUCCAAUUCUUUGAUCAGGAUCCAUCUUAUUCUUGUGAGUUCUUCUCAGAUGCAGCCAAAGAGGUUGAAACAGAAUCAUGUGCAUCCAUGUUUGGAGAAAAUAUGAACUUUAUGAAUUUUGGUAAAUUGAUAGUUUGUCACGAACUUACUCUCAUGGAUGACUCGUUCAAAUCAUUACCUGUGCCUAUUAUUUCUGACCAUGAAAGAAUUAGGUCAUUGCAUUCAAUGGUUGAGCAAAUAUUAGCCCAGGUGGAGUCACAGUCUUCAUCAACAUCUGAUGGUCUAUAUUUGGAUUGGCAUUUUCUUGAGGAAGACAAUUUUGGUAAAUAUUCUUCUUGUAGGAAAAUGCUGUGGGAGAUAGAUACUUACAAGAUAGAUGCUUCUGUGUACUUGAUGGAUAGUAGGAAACAGAUCAAUGAUUUUAUUCUCUCUAAGGAUUGUUCCAACAAACCAAACUCAGAAGACUGCCAGGAAAUGCUGAACUUACCUUCUGCUCGUGUUUCUAUGUUUCAUACUUCUGUUGAUGAAAAAGAUUCUGAUAGUUUGCAUAAUCAUGGAGACAGAAAAAGGUUAAACGGAGACCUGUUACCAGAAACCGGCAUUGAGAAGGUUCCUUUGUUUGUUGAAUCCAUGUCUAGUGAUCUUGAAUUUUUCUUAAAUCCCCGUAAUUAUGUCACAGGAAACGAAAGUAAGCCUGCAGAUAAGUCAGUUGAUAUUAUUACAACGUGUCCACUGCUUUUUUCCAAUUAUGAUUCUUUUGCUUGUAAUGCUACCACUAAGGUUCAACAGCAGUGGAAUGUCAGGUUGCAUCGAGUACAGUUGUCUGAAAAUAUUCUAUUGCUCAUUGAUAAUUUUUAUAAAGUCUUCUUGGCCCUAUUGGAGAAUGACACAGAGUUGAAACAGAGUCAGCAGCUAGGUCAAUCUGGCGAGAACCUGACCCUACUUUACCUUCCUAAAGAAGAACUCAUGGACCUUCUUAAGAAAAAAAGUGCACCAAGUACUUAUUCAGCUCACGACGACAAUAAUAUUAUGUUGUUGAUGAUGUUGUGUGCAAUUAAACAGAUGGCUUACUACCUCUGUUACUAUGGAGUCCAUGCCACAUAUCUAUACAUAGACAGGUUGUGCAGAAGCCUGCAGUGCUUGAAAUCCAGAUUAAUUUGUCUGUAUAACUUGAUCAAAGAUGCGAACGAGAAGGCAGAGAAAGAAAUAUGUGAAAUCCAUCCCUCCCUUUCUGUUGUGCAUGAAAUUUUGCAGACAAAUUUAAGCAGCAGUAGUUUGAAAAUAUUAAUUGUUGCUGACCGAGUUUUCUGGUGGCCAUUGAAGAGACUGUUGACAUCCAUGAAGAUAUCAUAUAAUGAGCUACACCAUUUUUCUGCCCAUGCAAGUCAACAGGGCCUUGAGAUCACAAAAACCGUAAUAAAUACUAUGCUUUCCUCGGAUUGUUGUUUGGUGUCCUUUGAAUAUGUUUCUGCAUCAUUUCCCUUCCGCGAAUUUGGCUUUGUCUUGGAAUAUGGAGGCUCAAAUGGAUCGUCUAUAAUAUCCACCAUCUGCCCAAAGUUAGAUCAGUUGCCCCCUCUUUAUUUUCUCAAGGUGGAACUGGAGGAUUCCAGUGUUUCCAAAGCACUUUCUUGUGGCGUUUACAUAUCCAAGAAUAGUGAAUUUAAGAUGGAUGCAGAUAUUCAUUCUAUCUCUGCUCAAACUGAGAGUAAAAAUAUGUUGGAAGACCUAUUAAACUUUGUGCCUAUCGAGGAGACCUACAACAAUGGACUUGUCAAAGAUGUAAAUGAUGAUGAGGUCUGCUCAAUGAUGCCUGUUAAAUCCAUGCCAGUGCCUCUGGAAUCAAAAGAAAUUAACUCGUGCAAGCCCUUUCCUCACAAUAUUGUCAUAAUUGUGAACACUAAAAAUUUUGACAAAGAAAUGGUCAUAUCCUGGAGAAGAACAUACCAGAGGAUCCUGGCACUGGAGAAAGAAGGAGCACAAGUUGUAGAACGUGAUAUAGAUCUACCUAUUGAUAUUAUAGUUAGUGCUGCCAUUUGCUUAGCAUGGUACGACUGCAGAAACAUUGGAAAGAAAGCUUCUGCUCCAGAUGAAGCCUUUUCAUGCUUGCCUUUGUGCAUUGAAAGCAUUGCAGCAAGUACUUUAACGUCACUGAGUUUUGCUUUUAGUUGCUGCAUCCUGGUAAUAUUAUUGCUCGAUAGUUUGGACUAAUUCUUCUUGCUGUAUUUACUUUGUCAUGAUUUUUCAUUAUCUCGUUGAUAUGAGAAAGAGACUCGAAAUGUUCACUUUCUGGAACAACAAAAAUGUUCAAUAUAUUUUUCUGGACGCAUGUUGCAGAAAAUGCAUUCCAAGUAAUUUCUGCAGAAACUAGACUUGUAGAGCUAUCAGCGUGUGCAUUUUUAUACAACAUGCAUACCUCGUUCUUUCAGAUUGCACAAGGAUAUGAAGUGAUAGAAAGGGAAUAAUAAUCAUCAUGCGGCUAUUUGUUACCAUGUCAAGUCAUCUUAUAUUUUAUUAGAUCGCUCUCAUAAGAGAUGGAAAUAGUUUAUUCUCUGCAAAUAAUAUAUUCCAGUGAAAACCUUGGUCGACAGCUUUGGACAGAGAAAACAAUAAAAGAUUCACAGUUUCUACUUUCUGGUAGCGACAUUAGUCUACUGUUAGAUCAUCGUGAUUUCAAUGGACUAAACCUUCAACAUGCUCUAACAG